Molecule: messenger RNA, 963 nt
Organism: Cydia strobilella
Lineage: Eukaryota; Metazoa; Arthropoda; Insecta; Lepidoptera; Tortricidae
Exons: 2
Source: RefSeq, a predicted model, not a curated record
AUGAUAAAGUCUACGCUCCGCCCGGCACCGGCCCAGCUCCAAAACCCCGAGAGCUUUCAGCUCGAACUUCAAAACCGGUUCGAAUGCCUAGCUAGCGACCUGGACGAUUACAACGACGGGUUUGUGGAAGCUGUUCAUACGGUCGGGUCCAAGUUCUUCAAGACUCGUCGUACAAGAACCAAGAAACUCUCGGACUCCACUCUCAAGCUCAUGGAGGUGAGGCGUGAGAUGAUUCUGCAGUCGUCAGGUGACGUUUGUCGUUAUAGGCAGCUCAACAGACGGAUCUCGAAGUCUCUGAAGCGAGAUAUACGCCGAUUCAAUACUAACAGUAUUGAAGAGGCUAUCAAGCGCAACAGAGGCUCGAAGGUGUUUGCCAGAGAUCUGUCUAUUGGCCAAAGCCAACUGACAAAACUGAAGACCGACGACGGCAGGAUCAUCUCAUCCAAACCUGAGCUCUUGGGAGAAGUCGAGAAGUUCUAUGGACAGUUAUACACAACAACCCGAGCACCCGUCGUGGAUCUAGCUAGAGACCCUAGAGCUAGACUAACUCGACACUAUACCGAAGAUAUCCCGGACGUCAGAAAAACGCCGCAAGCGUGGAACAGAAGUGUGGUGGUGCUCUUCUUCAAAAAAGGUGAUAACACCUUGCUGAAGAAUUAUAGACCCAUCUCACUUCUGAGCCAUGUCUACAAGCUGUUUUCGAGAGUCAUCACGAACCGUCUCGCACGCAGGUUUGACGACUUCCAGCCUCCCGAACAAGCAGGUUUCCGUAAAGGCUAUAGUACCGUAGACCACAUACAUGCGUUGCGGCAGGUUAUACAGAAGACUGAGGAAUAUAACCUCCCCCUUUGCCUUGCAUUUGUGGACUACGAGAAAGCCUUCGAUUCGAUCGAGACUUGGGCUGUGCUGCAGUCUCUCCAAAGGUGCCAAAUCGACUACCGGUAUAUCGAAGUGCUGAAGUGU